AUGAGUUCAAAUAAAAAGUUGAAGGUUAGUAGAAGCACUCGUUAUCGUCGGAGACUAAAUGCAGCUACUUUAGCUACAACUAUGUUAUGUGAUUCUUCUGAUGAUGAACCUUUAGCUACUCAAUUAAGUGAUUUUACUGCAGAUGAUGAACCAAUGGAUAUUCAAUUAAAAACUAUUGAAAUAGUACCAUCAUCAAAUAAUGAACUAAUUUGUGAAUCAAAUUUCAAUCAUUCUACAGAUUAUAUUAUACAGUCCGACGAUACCAACAGCAUUGAUAGUAGUUUGAUAAGUUCUCCUUCUCAAUUUCUUAAUACUGCUGGCUCAGAUACCAAUUCUGAUAGUAUUGAUUUACAGUCAUCACUUAGUCCAAGUCAUGAACUAUCUAUCUGGGCUUUACAUCAUAAUAUAACCCAUAUUGCUCUUGGAGAUUUAUUAAAAUUCUUAAAAAAACAUACCAAUUUAACUAUGUUACCAAAUGAUCCACAAACUCUACUUAAAACACCUGCAAAAACUCAAAUAACUAAAAUAGAUGGUGGAGAUUAUCAUCAUUUGGGUUUAAAAAUGAAAUUGAAUUUUUAUUGGAAGUUGAGCCCCAAUUAG
This is a messenger RNA of Macrosiphum euphorbiae (potato aphid), 600 nucleotides long. The record is from the annotation of a GenBank genome assembly. Lineage: Eukaryota; Metazoa; Arthropoda; Insecta; Hemiptera; Aphididae.